Astyanax mexicanus (Mexican tetra) is the source of this 3864-nucleotide messenger RNA. RefSeq names its product MPL proto-oncogene, thrombopoietin receptor (gene mpl). Gene Ontology annotation, cellular component: external side of plasma membrane. The transcript is spliced from 12 exons. Lineage: Eukaryota; Metazoa; Chordata; Actinopteri; Characiformes; Acestrorhamphidae. Gene Ontology annotation, molecular function: cytokine receptor activity; protein binding. Bases 38 to 2074 code for a protein of 678 amino acids. The record is from RefSeq and is a predicted model, not a curated record. Gene Ontology annotation, biological process: positive regulation of cell population proliferation; cytokine-mediated signaling pathway; hemopoiesis.
CAGACUAAAUCCACUGCACACACACACACUUCCUACUAUGCUGAAGCCCGAUCAGAUAGAGCCACCCACUGCUCCCUCCCCAACACCCAAAGUGAAAAUGCCCAUUAGCUUUGUAACACAAGCACCCACACGAAGCUAUAUGUGCAGUCGUGUAGAGUCAUGGGUUAAAGCAGCACCUGUUCACAGGAUGGAUUUAAAGCUCAUAUGGACCACGUUGCUCUUCAGUCUGAUUGUACGGGUCAGCUGUGACCCUCACCUGUCAGAACAAGAUGUGGCCCUGCUGGCUGAGGAGGAGAACCCAAAGUGUUUCACAACAAAUCUAAAGGACCUCACCUGCUUCUGGGAGGUACCUGAGAGAAAGUCUUAUGAAUUCUUCUACAUGAUAGACGGAGAUGAUGAAGAGAGAAGGUGUGAUGUGGAAAAGCAGAGGACUGAAGAUGGAAAAAUACUUCAGAUUUGCUUCUUCCCACCUGACGAUGUAUACAUGUUCGCCGAAACAGUCCUGAGAGUUGUGGAAACACAGACCAACAAAACGAUUUAUAACCGCACUAUUUGCAUAGAGGAAAAAAUUCUAUUGAAUCCUCCUUCACCUCCAUCUCUUGAAUAUACUGGGGAGGUUGGAGAGCUUCUGGUUAGGUGGAAAAUCACAAAAAUUUCUACACAUGAGACAUUUGCACGUCCUUUGCAGUAUGAGAUACGUUACUCCUCAGACUCCUCACCAGGAAAAGUUACACUGGUCAAGAGCCACAAAUCCGAACACAGGCUGAUCUCCCUGGUCCCCGGAGAGAUGUGCACAAUACAGAUACGGCUCAGGCCCAAUGGCAGUUGGAAAGGCUUCUGGAGUGCCUGGUCCCCCUCAGUUACAGCUAUGGUGCCUCAACCUGCAGAUGAUGUUGAUUUUCAGUGUCACACUCCUGAUCUUCAUCAGAUCCAGUGUAGAUGGAAUGAGGGAAAAUAUGGUUCUGGAAUUUACAGCCUACAUUACAGACAAACAAACAGUGAUUGGGAGAUCUGUGAUAGGUCCAAUGCCUCUGGCAUUCAGUGUGUUCUCUAUGGAGAAGAAUCAACCAUGCUCGAGGUUUUUCUCGAAGCUGAGCUGGAGUCUGUCAAUCGAACCUUUUAUUCAGGCAUGUUCAGGAUGAACAACAGCAUAAAGACAGAAGCUCCAGAUGGGCUAAAGGAGGAAAGCGAUGCGGAAAGGCAUUGUCUGAGCUGGGACUCCCCUCUUCCACUCAUAUCCCAGCACCUGAUCUAUCAGAUCCGUUACCAACUCCAAGGAGAGAGUGAGUGGAAGCUUUUCACUGUGCCAAGUCCAAGAACCAACACUUGUUUGGAUGUGCAAGUGGGCAGCCAGUAUUCCAUCCAAGUUAAAGCCAUGCCUAAUGGAUCGUUAUACAGUGGUCACUGGAGUACCUGGUCCAAAUGUCUGAUUGUGCAGUUGCCUUUAAACACAGGAUUGCUGUUCAUUGCCUUGAUCCCGUUCAGCUUGCUCAUCAUUUCUGUCAUUUUGUUCUCCUUCCUCUCUAGAUAUGCCAGUAAAAUCAAGCAGUUUCUCUGGCCACCAGUCCCAAAUCUUAAUGAGGUGCUGGAGGGCUUCCUAAAAGAUAUCAAUGCUCAACACUGGGAGCCCAAAUUCAGCCUCAAGCUGUGUGAUGAAGACAUCCCUUCCUCAGUGGUAGAGAUCAUGUCUGAAGGAGACGCUCAAGUUGGGAAGAAACCAUCUAACUGCUUUCAUUUCCCUCAGCAUGGCUACAUCUCUGGAAAUGGUAAUGGUGAGUAUGCCAUGGAGGGUCUGGAGCUAAACCGAGAGUAUGUGACCUUAAACACUGGCGAGGUUCUCCCAUGCCUGACAGGAAACGACUACGUCUACAAGGUGAAUUCUUCUUCUGCCCAGACUGGAGAUAAACUCUGUUGCCAUUGCUCCUCAUUCUGUUACAUUUCCUUCUCAACACCAACCACCAAUAUCCUCAACCACUCCUAUGUGCAGGCCGGGGAUGAUGAAGCUUCAAUUCCUAUGCUUCACUACACCAACCUAGAGGAUACAUCAGCUAAGCUAAGGCAUAAUGAAGAGUGAGCUUUGAGCUAAAUUCACAGUGCAGUGCAGUGGGCACAGGGCAUGUAGCAUAUUUACAUAUUUGUUCAUACUUUGACUGUCCUCCACUCUAGUCUCACACUUUUCAGUUUCAGAAGCACGACAACAGAGAGGAGGGCGGUCAAAACUGGGUCAAAGUCAAUGUUAAACCACUGUGUUCCUGUGCAUCUCUGAACUGUGUAAAUAUGCACUGCUAAUUUCCUAAUCUCACUAGAUGGCUGUUAUAACCUAGCCAAGCCAUUUUCUUUUUUGUACCCCUCUCCUUGUAACUGAGAAGAGAAAGGGAUUGAAAUCCCCACUAAGACAUGAGACAACCCUUUAAAAUCCUGGUAUAUGACAUCAAAAUAGGGUAAAAUGUUUUAAGAACCAAAAGUAUAAUCCAUAACCAAGAAAUUUCAGUUUGAAAAUGAGAGGACUAUUAUUUAUAUCAAGAAUUUUAAAAUCAUGUUUGUAAACAGAAUAUUUAAUAUUGAAUGGAGAGUUUAAUUUUCCGUUUUGUGUUUUACCUUCAUAAGAAAUCUGUUUUCGCUUUCAGUUGUUUUUUUUCGCAGUUACACUUCUCUCUGUCUUGCUUUCAGUUUGAAAAUUUUCUCGCUUUUAGUUUUGACCCUGUUUUUAAGGGUAGGUGGGGACUAGUCAUUCAUUGGCUGCUGGAAAUAUACCCCACCCAUUAAGGUUAUUCCAUUCACUCAGCAAAAGCCCGCAACUUAUGGCUCAGUGAACUGUCACAGUACGCGAGGGGUUGUGUAAUAAUUAAUAAUUUCAUUAUCCAGAUACAAACCAAACUGGGCCUGUGCGGUUAGGUAUCCAAACCCGGGGGCACAGAACCGCUCAGCAGGAAGGCAGAAAAACCCAGGGAUGCCUAAUGGUCCGUGACCCCCCCGGUUCUGUGACGAUUUGCCAUUUUCCACAAGUAGUCCUCACCCAUACGUAAAAACAGGGUCACAACUAAAAGCAAAACAUAUUUAGAAAUUGACCUUUUGAAAUGUAAUCCAUGCUACAGGCAGACAUUUAUCCAAAGCCUUGCCACAAAAAUCAGUUCCACAACCAAAGCAUUUUUCAAUCUUUUAACAAUACUUUCUAAAUGGCUGAAAAUCAGGAAGAUACAACAACCACACAUUUUUCUACAGAAUUGGUUGUCAUUUUGCUGCACUGUAAAAAAAAAAGGGUCCUUUAACUUAACCCUCCUGUUAAAUUUAUUUAUGAUUAAUAACUUGAUUGUUCUUUAUUAAAUUUGCAAAAGUCAUUAAAUACAAAUGACCACACGUCUCAAUUAUAUUUCAAACAAACAUUCAAUAGGGUCAAAUUGACCACACAGAUAAAAGGAGGGUUAAGGUAAUCGCCUUUAAAAAUAUAAAUAAUAGAAAAAUAAUAAAAAUAGGCUUUAACAGCAUAUUAACAGACCACUUAAAGAUAAAAAAAAAUAAUAAAGUUUAAAAAGUUGGGUUCAUUCAUUCUUUUAGAUGAAGCAAUCUUCUAUUUGAUUCAUUCCACACUGCAUAUGGGAGUAUGAGCUGCAUGCAUUUUUCAAACCAUUUUUUUAAAGCAUACAUUUAUACAGAGUGCAAUCAAACACAGUAGCUUUAAAUAUAUUAUGUUCAUAUAAAGUGACCACGUUGCUUAAGAGAACGUGUAUAAAGCAGUAUUUUAUAAGCAGCUAGUUUUGAAUAUCAUGUAUAUUUAUAUUUGUUCAUUUAAUCUUACUUUUGUACCUAAAAUUUUGUAUGAAAAUGUAUCUAUUGCAUUUUGAUUAAACCUUGAUUUUGAUGUUA